Messenger RNA from Portunus trituberculatus (swimming crab), 2248 nucleotides. Its product is annotated as zinc finger HIT domain-containing protein 2-like. The transcript is spliced from 7 exons. NCBI's taxonomy places the organism in Eukaryota, Metazoa, Arthropoda, Malacostraca, Decapoda, Portunidae. Bases 104 to 1213 code for a protein of 369 amino acids. The record is from RefSeq and is a predicted model, not a curated record.
CAUUUAUCCGAGUCGUGACGUCAUCCAAGUUCGUGACAUCACACAUGUAAACAACUCGUCACAAGUCCAUAUAGUCACUGCUUCACUAUACACUCUGAUAGCAAUGGCGUCUGCACCUGUCACAACAGCAAAAUGCACCUAUUGCACAAACCCAUCUAAGUACACCUGUCCACGCUGCAACACACACUACUGCUCCUCCUCCUGCUAUAGGAAUGCAGAUCAUGUACAGUGCUCUGAAAACUUUUACAGGGAGCAGGUAGAGGAAGAGAUGCAGGGAUGUACAGUGUCAGAUGAGUCUAAAAGAAAAAUGAUGGAGAUCCUGCAGCGUGUGAAGUCUGGGGAAUCAGUAAUGGAGGCAGAGGAUGGACCACUGGACUCAGAUGAUGAUGAGAAUGAGGAGGACUUGAGUGUCAGGAUGGCAGGGGUAGACUUGAAUGAUAGUGAAGCUGUAUGGAGGAACAUGACAGAAGAAGAGCGGCAGGAUUUCCAGGAGCUGGUCAAGAAGGGAAACUUUGAGGAGCUGAUCCCUGCCUGGAAUGCAUGGUGGGAUCAGGAGGUGCAGCUAGUACAGGAGGUCAUCUCAGGCUCUCCAACAUCUCCUUCAUACACUGCCAACUGUCCUGGUAUUGUGGAGGUUCCCCCACUUAGUGAAAUCACGAAGGUUACUCCAUCCCCCUGUCUUCCCUACAACAUCCUCAACGUACUGGCAGCUUAUGUGUGGACAGUGCGUCUUUUCAAUGGUGACCACCAGGACAGCAGUCAAGAUGCCACUGAGGCCAUCCUUACCUUGUCUUCUGUCCUGGCCUCUGGUGCAUCCUAUGAGGAGGCUGCAUUGGCUGUUGAAAGCCCCAAGAUGGAAGCACAGAAUCACUUGUGGCUUCAAGAGAGUGAAGAGUUUGCAAACACUGUUAGAAGAGAUGUGUGGAAGAUCCUGCAAGGUCCAACCCCAAGUAACAAGACCUACUAUAUACGAGCAGCUCUCUCUGAGAUACACGUCCUCCUCAACACCUGCAAGACAGCCCUGGCAAAGAAAAAAAGGCCCUCAGGACAAAGGAAGGGGAUGUUUACCUCUUCAUUUCCAGAAGAAAACACUCAAGUGGAACUUAAAAUCGCUACAUUACCCAUGGUCAAGUCAGUUAUUAAGAAGGUGGAGUUCCUCUUGUCUUAUGCAGUGGAGUACUCAGAGCUCCUGGCUGCCAUGUCUCCUCCCUAGGAUGCCAAGUCCGGGAGAAAACUGAAGGAGCUAUGAGAAAAACAUUGUUACACAGUCAUCGUCUUUUAUCCACACUUAGUAAUCAAAGAAAUCUAAGAGUAUUUGAUGAGCAAUCUGAAAACUGACCAAGGUUGUGGUUAUACUUGUGUAUUUUUAAAAUUGCUCAUUAAGAAAUCAAGACCUUUGAGAAUCAUUGAAGGGAUCCCAAGUGGAGAUUUUAACAUCUUUUCCUUACAUUUAUCCCCCAAUGAAUCACAGCAAAGGUAAAACUUCCAAUAAUGUGCCAUAAUUUUGUAAAAGAUAAUAUUUUAUCAUUGUACAGGAAAUCCAACAAGUAUUUUUGACCAUAUCCUGCAGUACAAAACUACCAAGAUGAGGAGUGUGAAUGAAGGGCUUGCUUUAUCUUUGGCAUGGUGCCAUGUCAUUGAUUCCUUAUACUGUAUUGUGGAAGGUUCUUGACAACCUCUACCUUUUAUGUAAUUCACAUUAGUCAAAAACAAGAUUAUACUAAAGGCUAAACUGAUCCUGUGAAGUAUUUUGAAUCUAAAGUGUCUUGACUUGUUUUUUUUGGUUAUUCACUCUUCAUUCUCUUGUAGGUCUUCCUUCUCAAGGGUAACCCACUAACCUGUUCAUGUAGAUGGGCAUGAUAUUCCAGUUAUUUAAUUUCAGUCUGCUGCAUCUUCUCAUUUCAUGAAAAGUUUCCACUUCAACCCACUCUUUCAAGUUAAUUUUGUUAUUUGUACUUGUUAUUUUUCAAUAUUUUUUUAAUGGCCUAACAAAGUAAGAAAGGCAGUUAAACGAUGAGGAGUGUGAUAAAUAAGGAAUUUCAGGUAAAUAAAAAAAAAUUACAUAAAGAAGUCUGGAUUGGUGUUAGUAGUAUGACAGACAAAACACAUGUACAGCACAAUUGCUAAUGAUUAUAUGGAGUGAGAAAUUCUCUCUCUCUCUCUCUCUCUCUCUCUCUCUCUCUCUCUCUCUCUCUCUCUCUCUCUCUCUCUCUCUCUCUCUCUCUCUCUCUCUCUCUCUCUCUCUCUC